This is a messenger RNA of Fopius arisanus, 1523 nucleotides long. Its product is annotated as serine/threonine/tyrosine-interacting protein. The transcript has 5 exons. NCBI's taxonomy places the organism in Eukaryota, Metazoa, Arthropoda, Insecta, Hymenoptera, Braconidae. Gene Ontology annotation, biological process: protein dephosphorylation; regulation of ERK1 and ERK2 cascade; negative regulation of protein binding. Gene Ontology annotation, molecular function: F-box domain binding; protein tyrosine/serine/threonine phosphatase activity. Bases 256 to 939 code for a protein of 227 amino acids. The record is from RefSeq and is a predicted model, not a curated record. Gene Ontology annotation, cellular component: nucleoplasm; cytoplasm.
GUGAAAUCACCCCUCGCAAAAAAAAAUCCAUCCAACCGGGCCUUAAUAUUUACAAAGAAUAAUUAAUCGCCAUCGAUCAGUCUCUCAACACAACAAUCAUCGAAUCAUCUUUUCUCCAUUUCAGAGUAUCUCACAAUUUCACCAAAUCAAUCCCAUCCUUGAAAAACCUUCGGUUGAAAAUUUGAUUGAUGAGAAUCAACAACAGGCGUUUGUUUUUUCGACGAGAUCAUCGGGAUCAUUUCAACGUUAAAAUUAAUGAUGAUGCUUGAUACUAACCGGACACACCAGGAAACCGGAAAGCCUAACCAUGAUUCGUCUGAGGAAUAUCCUAGGAUCUCGUCCUUGGCCUCUCCCAAGGAGUGGAGCUAUACAAUGAGACGGAGUAUGCAGGAGGUAAUCCCUGGACUCUACCUCGGUCCCUACAGCGCAGCAAGUCGUUCAAAGCUCCCGGAAUUACAGGAAUUAGGAAUCACUCACAUUGUAUGUGUCAGACAAGACAUCGAGGCGAAUUUCAUUAAGCCAAAUUUCCCUGACAAAUUCAAGUACCUAGUACUGAAUAUUGCGGACGUGGCGACAGAAAACAUAAUCCAGCAUUUUCCCACGGUCAAAUCAUUCAUAGAUGAAGGAUUGAGCUCUCAGGGGCAUGUACUGGUUCAUGGCAACGCUGGAAUUUCUAGGUCAGCAGCUUUGGUGCUUGCAUACGUGAUGCAGAUGUAUGGUCUCUCCCACACACGUGCCUACGCACUAGUGCAACAACGACGAUUCUGCAUAAAUCCAAACGAGGGCUUUAUGGCUCAGUUGAGGGAAUACGAGCCGAUUUAUCAAGCCCAGAGAACAGCUAAUCAUGAUCAAAGUACCACGAGGCAAUGCAUAAAACGAUCGAUUCACCAAAUGGACGCAGAACGACUCGACGAUAAGCCAGAGGCCAUGGACAGUUGAUGAUGAAGUGGAGACUACUAAAGUUACCAAAAGACUCGCAUAAAUCGUUUGUCAUGAGCGAUAAUACAGAGAUUCUGAUUUUAAUUGAAUUUCGGAAAAAAUUCAUAGCGAAGUGAUAAAAUGAUUCUAGUAAGUCAUGAUGUCUUUUCAUUUUUUGAGAAUAUUAGAAUGAUUUUGUUCCAAGAUGUUUCUGGUAAAUAGCUUGGAAUACAAUUUCAAGGUGUUCUUUACUGCUGAUUCACACGCUUUACCAAUUCCAUACAAAACAUUAGUAUUCCCGAGGUGAGGAAAUAUUUGACGGACAUGAAAUUGAAUGAAAUUUCUAAAUUUCCGUUGAACAUGAGCUGUUCGUUUUUUCGUCUCCCCAAUAUUACGAUUUCUGUCUCUGUUGCUCAAAUUUUAAAUUUUAAUUGAUGAGCAUUUGAUUUAAUUAAUUAAUCCACUGAUUGUUGAAGAAUACUCAUUACUCGUAAUUACACGUGUAUUUCCGCGGGAUUUUUCAGAUGACUAAUUGCCACAGUGUUGUUCAAAUAAUCUAAAGAUUAAUAAAUUAUAUAGUAGGAAAUUCGUGCAUUAAGAGUGAU